Messenger RNA from Capra hircus (goat), 2589 nucleotides. It is a transcript of the gene DKK3, whose product is annotated as dickkopf WNT signaling pathway inhibitor 3. Gene Ontology annotation, biological process: negative regulation of canonical Wnt signaling pathway; multicellular organism development. The transcript is spliced from 8 exons. Lineage: Eukaryota; Metazoa; Chordata; Mammalia; Artiodactyla; Bovidae. The record is from RefSeq and is a predicted model, not a curated record. The coding region runs from base 166 to 1215 and encodes 349 amino acids. Gene Ontology annotation, molecular function: receptor antagonist activity; co-receptor binding. Gene Ontology annotation, cellular component: extracellular region.
UGCGGGCUCGCCGGGGUACCAGCGCUGCCGCAUCCCUGCCGAGCUCCUAGCGCCGGCGGUCCGCCCACCAGGCAGCUCCCGCUCCGCAGCCUCGAGGCAGACCCCGGCGAGGCCUGGCAGGUCCAAACCAGAGCGCAGCUCGGUCCAGUUGGGGCGGCGGCGGAGAUGCGGCGGCUCGGGGGCACCCUGCUCUGCCUGCUGCUGGCGGCGGCGGUCCCCACGGCCCCCGCGCCGGCUCCGACGGUGACUUCUGCCCCGAUCGAGCCCGGCCCGGCUCUCAACUACCCUCAGGAGGAGGCCACUCUCAACGAGAUGUUCCGCGAGGUUGAGGAACUGAUGGAGGACACGCAGUACAAACUGCGCAGCGCGGUGGAGGAGAUGGAAGCCGAAGAGGCUGCUGCUAAAACAUCAUCAGAAGUGACCCUCGCACACUUACCUCCCAGCUACCACAACGAGACCAACACAGAAACCAAGGUGGGAAAUAAUACCAUCCACGUCCACCGAGAAAUUCACAAGAUCACAAACAACCGGACUGGACAGAUGGUCUUUUCAGAGACAGUCAUUACGUCGAUGGGAGAGGAAGAAGGCAAAAGGAGCCACGAGUGCAUCAUUGACGAGGACUGCGGGCCCAGCAGGUACUGCCAGUUUUCCAGCUUCGAGUACUCCUGCCAGCCGUGCCGGGACCAGCAGACACUCUGCACCCGAGACAGCGAGUGCUGUGGAGACCAGCUGUGCGUGUGGGGUCGCUGCAGCAAAACUCCCGCUGCAGGCGGCAACGGGACCAUCUGUGACAACCAGAGAGACUGCCAGCCGGGGCUGUGCUGUGCCUUCCAGAGAGGUCUAUUGUUUCCUGUGUGCACACCCCUGCCCGUGGAGGGUGAACUCUGCCAUGACCCUGCCAGCCGGCUUCUGGACCUCAUCACCUGGGAGCUGGAGCCCGAUGGAGCUUUGGACCGGUGCCCAUGUGCCAGUGGCCUCCUCUGCCAGCCCCAUAGCCACAGCCUGGUGUACGUGUGUAAGCCCACCUUCGUCGGGGGCCGUGAUGAGGACGGGGAGAGCCUGGUGCCGAGAGAGGCCUCUGAUGAGUAUGAAGAUGGCAGCUUCAUGGAGGAGGUGCGCCGGGAGCUGGAGAACCUGGAGAGGAGCCUGUCAGUGGAGAUGGCUCUCGGGGAGCCCGGGGCUGCCUCUGAGCUGCUGGAGGGAGAGGAGAUUUAGACCCAGGCCUGUUGUGUGGGUAGACGUGCAAUAGAGUAGCUAAUUUAUUUCCCCAGCUGUGUCCUUAGGUGUGGGCUCACCAGGCUUUUUUCUGUGGCCUCUUCCCAGUACACUUUCCUUCUGGCUUGAAACAACAUGAGGGGCUGCACCCUUGUCCAGCACGCCUCGCCCCACUGUGCAUCCUCACAGCUCUGGUGCCUGGGGAAGACUGGGGUGUAGGAGGCUGAAGCAGAACAGGGCUGCUAAACUGGUCCAAAGUAUUGGCAGCUCCGCCUCUGCUGGUUGGCAGAUGGCAUGUUUCGUUUUGUAUGACAUUGCCUUGAGUGUUGUUGGGGGGCGGGGAGGGGAUGGAAGAGGAUGCAGAAUUUCCCCAUGAUGGGUUUUAGGGGAAUGUUGACUCUCAGACACGUGGAGAAGGAUGCCCUGCUUUGCAAACGUAAACCUGUGAAAAUGCAACCAGUGAAUCUGCCAUGCUGUUCCCGCCGUGGGCACAGGCACACGCUGCCCUGAGCUGCUGCAGGUGAGAUGUCUUCUGCGUUGCCUGCAUCCAUCCUCUCAGCAGUGUCACUCAGCUCCUACCUCUGUGCUGGGGCAGCAGUCCACGUCCUCUCACCACAGCCUGCUGAAGCGGGGUAUUGGUCUCCUUGUUGGUCAGGAUCUCGGAGGCUCAGAGAUGUCAUCUUGCUUGCCCAAGUCACAGCUAGUAAAGACCAGAGCAGACUGCCCAGGUGUGACUCCAAGCCCAGUGCUCUCCCUACUGCUCCCCAUCAGCUUCCGUGUGCCAAAAGUCCCCCCUAUGAGGAGGACGAGAUUUUUCUUUUUUUUGAGGUACAUAUGGAACAAAAGUCAACCUAGUUCACAUAUCCCUAUAAGGUUGAACUUCUACUGUUAGAAAUACAGCAUGCUUGCUGUGGGGGUGGCUGUCAUUCUAGCGGAGACAGAAAGUACUAAAACUGUCCCCUGUGGCAGUCAGUCACAUCAGUAGCCUUAAAGGUACACAUGACUGGAGCAUAAUAUACGUUAACUUGCCAGAAACAGUACUUAGGUAAUCGUAGGGCCAGGAUUAUAAAUGAAAUUUGUAAAAUCACUUACCAACAACCGAAGACCAUUAUCAGCCACAUGGAGAAAAUCAAACCAAGCAAGGCUCUAUGAAAUAUGGUUGUAAUAUCCAAGCUGAGAGCACUGAACUGUACGCUGUUCCAUAAAUGAUAUUUUCAGGUGUCAUGGACUGUUUCCAUCAUGUAUGCAUCCAGAGUUAUUAAAUGUUAAAGUCACAAUUGUAUAAGCAUGCUUUCUUUGAGUUUUAAAUUAUGUAUAAACACAUAUGUUGCAUUUAGAAACCAAGCAUAAAUCACUUAAACUACUCUUUUGUAA